UGACUGAACCGGUCCUACUAUAUAUAGCUUUAUUUUAGUUUGUUUUACACAUCACAAAACCAUCCCUAGAAACAGUUUCACAGCUUUCAGUUGCUUUUCAGUGCUUCAACAGAUUACCGGCUUGAAAGAUUUGCUUGGAAAAUGGCACCGAUAACAUUGUACACAACUCGUCGUACACCGGCUGGUAGAGCCGUCGAAAUUACCGCAAAACUGAUUGGUGUCGAUCUGGACAUCAAAUUGGUGGACCUCACGAAAAAAGAACAAUUUACUGAGGAGUUUUUAAAGAUGAACCCUCAACAUACAGUUCCGACUAUCGUCGAUAAUGGCGUGGCUUUAUUCGACAGUCACGCUAUCAUUAUAUAUCUGGUAUCGAAGUAUGCAAAGAACGAUAGUCUUUAUCCAAAAGAUCUGGUGACACAGGCACGCAUCAAUGCUAUUUUGCAUUUCGAGUCUGGUAUUUUGUUUGCACGGCUUCGGGGAGCACUGACUCCAAUCUUUUACUAUGGAACACCGGAUGUUCCAGAAGAUAAGCUUAAUGCCAUCUAUGAUGCAUACGGGCUCACGGAAGCGACGUUGAGAUCCGACUAUUUGGUUGGAGAUGCUAUUACGCUUGCCGAUAUUAGCUGUAGCACCUCGCUAGCAACACUCAACGCAAUUUUCCCGGUUGAUGCUGAUAAGUACCCCAAAUUAGUCGCUUAUCUUAAACGAUUGGAGCAAAAUUUACCAAAUCACAAGGAGUACAAUUUGGAUCGUGCUAUGGAAGCGGAGGCAUUUUUCAAACAAAAGUUGAUUGAAAACAAGAAACAAUAAAAUUGAUUAGGUUGAAGAUAAUAGAUUAUUCCCUGAUCAGAAUUCAUUUGAAUCUCUGAAAUAAGAGCGUGUUCUCAAUAAAUCAAUCUCCAGCAGUCUC
This is a messenger RNA of Malaya genurostris, 910 nucleotides long. Its product is annotated as glutathione S-transferase 1-like. The record is from RefSeq and is a predicted model, not a curated record. Gene Ontology annotation, biological process: glutathione metabolic process. Bases 142 to 810 code for a protein of 222 amino acids. NCBI's taxonomy places the organism in Eukaryota, Metazoa, Arthropoda, Insecta, Diptera, Culicidae. Gene Ontology annotation, molecular function: glutathione transferase activity. The transcript has 2 exons.